AUCCGUCGCUUCUCUGAAUGUGCUCCUCCUUUUACGUUCCGGCUUUGUGUUGAGUCCACGCUGCUUCUGCCUUCUUCGGGACAACGCAGCUGACAAACGUCGAAAAUGGCCUUUCACGUACCCAGAGCUCCGGGCUUUGCGCAGAUGCUGAAGGAUGGCGCAAAGCAUUAUUCAGGGCUUGAGGAAGCUGUCUUUCGAAAUAUCAGAGCAUGUAAGGAGCUGUCACAGACCACACGCACUGCCUAUGGCCCAAACGGUAUGAAUAAAAUGGUUAUUAACCACUUAGAGAAGCUGUUCGUCACUAAUGAUGCAGCAACGAUUCUUCGAGAGCUUGAGGUGCAACAUCCAGCAGCCAAAAUGAUUGUGAUGGCAUCGCACAUGCAAGAGCAGGAGGUUGGUGAUGGUACAAACUUUGUGUUGGUGUUUGCUGGAGCUCUGCUGGAGAUGGCUGAAGAACUGCUUAGAAUGGGGCUGUCGGUCUCAGAGGUAAUAGAAGGCUAUGAAAAAGCUUGUAAGAAGGCUCUGGAGAUCCUGCCAGACAGUGUGUGUUCGUCAGCCAAAAACCUGCAUGAUGUUAAUGAGGCUACAGCUCUCAUCCGUACAGCAGUCAUGAGUAAGCAGUACGGCAAUGAAGACUUUCUCGCCAGACUCAUCGCAGAGGCCUGUGUAUCCAUCUUCCCAGAGUCUGGGAACUUCAACGUGGAUAAUGUUAGAGUGUGCAAGAUUUUGGGCUGCGGAGUGACUGCGUCCUCCAUGCUGCAUGGCAUGGUAUUUAAAAAGGAAGCAGAGGGCGACAUUACAUCAGUUAAAGAUGCUAAGAUCGCAGUUUUCUCCUGCCCGUUUGACUGUAUGGUGACGGAGACAAAGGGAACAGUGCUGAUAAAUAGUGCUCAAGAGCUCAUGAACUUCAGCAAGGGUGAGGAGGAUAUGAUGGAGGAUCAGGUGAAGGCCAUCAAAGAUUCAGGAGCCAAUGUGGUUGUAACUGGAGGGAAGGUGGCUGAUAUGGCACUGCAUUAUGCCAACAAAUACAAUCUUAUGGUAGUCAGGCUUAAUUCAAAGUGGGACCUUAGGAGGUUGUGUAAGACUGUGGGAGCCGUAGCCCUGCCCAGGAUGACUGGUCCAACUCCUGAUGAGAUGGGUCACUGCGACAGCGUCUACCUGACAGAAGUGGGAGACACGCAGGUGGUCGUCUUCAAACAUGAGAAAGAGGACGGUGCCAUUUCAACUGUGGUCAUCAGAGGCUCCACUGACAACCUGAUGGAUGAUAUUGAGCGGGCUGUUGAUGAUGGAGUAAACACCUUCAAGGUUCUAGUCAGGGACAAGCGGCUGGUACCUGGAGCUGGUGCCACAGAGAUUGAACUGGCCAAACAGAUUACUUCUUUUGGAGAGACAUGUCCAGGUCUGGAGCAGUAUGCCAUCAAAAAGUUUGCUGAAGCUUUCGAGGCAUUGCCACGUGCUCUGGCUGACAACUCUGGUGUGAAGGGAAAUGAGCUCAUCUCUAAACUAUACUCUGCGCAUCACGAGGGAAACAAAAACAUGGGAUUCAACAUUGAGGGAGAUGGCCCCUCUGUGAAGGACAUGCUGGAAGCUGGAAUUCUGGAUCCCUACCUGGUCAAGCACUGGGGCAUCAAAUUGGCCACCAACGCUGCCGUCACUGUGCUUCGAGUAGACCAGAUUAUUAUGGCUAAACCGUCAGGGGGACCGAACACUUCCAAGGCGAAGAAGGACUUUGAGGAAGACUGAACGUGAUGCUGCCCAGCUUUUGCGCCCCGAAUGCUUCACCUUUUGUACUUAUUUAAAGUUCAACAUGUCUGUUUAUUUUGUAGAAAUGGCCUCACAUCAGUUAUAUGUAAAACAGAAUGUAUGGAAGGCACUGUUUGUUUGUCGUUGGUGGAAAAAUAAAAACGCACUUGCGCAGUCUUG
Thalassophryne amazonica is the source of this 1923-nucleotide messenger RNA. It is a transcript of the gene cct8, whose product is annotated as chaperonin containing TCP1, subunit 8 (theta). Gene Ontology annotation, cellular component: chaperonin-containing T-complex. The transcript has 15 exons. Gene Ontology annotation, molecular function: ATP-dependent protein folding chaperone; ATP hydrolysis activity; ATP binding. Gene Ontology annotation, biological process: protein folding. Bases 106 to 1743 code for a protein of 545 amino acids. The record is from RefSeq and is a predicted model, not a curated record. NCBI's taxonomy places the organism in Eukaryota, Metazoa, Chordata, Actinopteri, Batrachoidiformes, Batrachoididae.